UAUAACAGGUAGAGUAUAAAGUUGCUAAGUACCUCCUAAUAUACUAGGAGGAAUGAUACUUGUAGCGUUAUGCUCUCUUAGCACCUAAUAUCUUAUUUAUUAAGCUUAGAAUCUUCGGCAUGGCCCCUGACGCCUACGAGGGUGAACUUGACAUUCCAUAUGAAGAUCCAGAACAUAAUAUCUGGCCGACAAUUCCUUGCCCGGAUGACACUUGCUUCUCUGGUUCUAACGUCUCUACCACAACUUGGGAUUCGUUGUGGGAGGACCUUGUCUUACCCAAACACCAACCUCCAAAUAAUUUGCUCGAAGAAGAUCCGAAUACCAGCGUAAAUGACCAUGAGAAAUGGUGGGACGCCAUACGGCAAUGGGCGGAUAAAUCAUUCCAGCCAAAUAGACCGGAUGAUACUGUCCUUCAAGCUAUUAAUGCUGAGACUUUAACCGCAGGGGGGACCCGCUUCUGCUGUUAUGGCAUGGUGAGAAUUGUUCCUAUAUUAUCUAUUAGCAUUUGGGCAUCUAUAAUCCUAAAAAUGGUAUGUUAUAGAUACCGAAUGCUGUCGUCAAACUCGUGGGAAAUAUGCCGGAAAUUGCUGCUAAGAUCGACUCGACUCAGCCUUACCAGUCAUUUGACAUAUCAAAAUAUGGAGAUUAUUUCACGCUUAAAUUUCCCGAUGCUAGUGUGUUCGCCCAAGUGAGCGAGCUGAUUUCUCGUGGCCUGGCGGAGAUACGGGAGUAUCGGUCCGUGGAGAUUAGAGCGUUUGUCGAGACGAACCGAGUCUACCACGUGUGUUCUCGGGCUAAAAAGCCAAGCGAAGCAACACUGAAGUCGGAGAUAAAUAUAUACGGUCCUGUGGAUGAUGCUAGAAGUGUUGGAAAUAGACUAGGUUCCGCUAAAAUAUUUCUUCAGGAUCCAGAUCACGGCAUUCAAAACAUCGAGUACUAUAACCCACAUGUCAUACGGUUCCCUGGUAUCGAAGAGCCAGCACCUCGAAAUACAAAAGAAUGUUUUCUUACAAAUAAGCCAAAUCAUAAAGAAAAUAUGAAGAGAACACAUGAUGGGAUUGACUACACAAUUUCAACUGCAUACCACUCGCUCACACGGUUUCGAAAUCUGGAGAGAACUCAAGGCGCGCAUAUCACGACACAACUAUUACCACACCAAGAAAUAGCACUGCAUUUCAUGAUGCAGAGAGAGAUUGGUCCUAUAUCUCCAGAGUAUAGUCUCUGGUCGUAUGAACGUAACAUCAUGACGCCAUUAUAUCGUCACAAAUUGACGCAUGCAGAGUCGGCUGAGGUUCCCGAUGAAUUGGGAGGAGGUAUCCUGGCGGAUGAUAUGGGAAUGGGAAAAUCGCUUAGUGCACUGGCACUUAUUACUAAAACUUUUGAGAUGGCUCACUUGUGGUCUCAAGAGGUACCGUCUACUACCAGGAAACUUCGCGCCCGAGCUAGCCUUAUCAUUGUUCCAUCUACUCUAAUCAUGAACUCUUGGCUAAAAGAGGUUGAGACGCAUCUAGAUAAAUCCGUCACUAUCGCUAAAUACUACGGAAAAUCCAGGAACGACGAUAUUACAGACUACCUGAAGCAUGACAUUGUAUUCACAACGUAUCACACCAUUGCGGCGAGUAUGAAUCAGAGGGACAGCAUUGUAUUCCAAAUAUCUUGGUUUAGAGUUGUUCUUGAUGAAGCGCACAUGAUUCGUAGGCGGGAGACGACACUUCAUCAAGCAGCUAGCCAGCUCUCUGCAAAGUACCGGUGGUGCCUAACCGGGACUCCGAUCCAAAAUCGACUCGAAGAUGUCGGGUCCCUGCUUGCGUUCCUCCGCAUUAAGGAACUUGAACACAGAGCAGUUUUCAGAAAUAGCAUUAUAUUGCCGUUUUCUGAUGGCGUUGCAUCGGCUGUCCACAAUUUGGCCUUCCUUCUAGAUUGCGUAUGCCUUAGGAGGUCUCAGGAUCUUCUACAUUUGCCUAAUAUCACAGAUAAAUAUCAUUAUGUGACUUUGAAGGACGAUGAAAAGAAACAGUACGAUGAUAUGCUGGAAAGUAUGUCUAAUAGAAUCAAAGGAAAGGUACAAAAGGAAACAGGAAAGCGCGAUCAUUUUGGCAUCUUCCAAGCCCAACUCCAGCUUCGUCUUCUCUGCAACCAUGGCACUUUUCAAAAGCCAUUCACGAGUCGUCACCCUCGCGACAGAAAGAUAGAACGUGAGGAGUUCUUAUAUUCUCUAGGAAAGAAUGCUGAGUUUCCCUGCUCAAUGUGCGGUAUUCCCAUUCCCGUCUUUGAUAUCAGCGGAGGUCCCGGCUGGCGUCAGCCAUGCAAGCACAAAUUCUGUAACGAGUGCCAUUCGCAAAACCAAUACAAUGCAAACCCAACUGGCGAGAUCAAUGAUUCUUGUCCCUUAUGCAGCAGACUUCUUGGACAUGGGGCUGGCUCAGUCAAGGAGAGAUCUCUCGAGGGAAAUGAUGAUGACGAUGAUGGUUAUUUCAACUGGUCUGGAUUCUCGUCCAAGAUACAGGCUCUUAUGGAGGACCUGGCAGAAAGCCCCAGAGACGCAAAGAGUAUCGUAUUCUCCGGCUGGACAAGAACACUAGAUUUGAUAUCUGUACAUCUUAGGAAGAGGCGCAUGCUCUUCCAAAGGAUAGAUGGUGACCAAUCUCUUCAGCAGCGCCAGAAUAAUAUGGAUAGGUUCAUGCAAGACAGAGGCAUCCCAAUUCUGCUGAUGAGCACGGGAGUGGGGGCAUUCGGUCUUAACCUUACAGUGGCUAACCAUGUAUACAUCCUCGAGCCCCAGUGGAAUCCGAGCGUGGAGAGUCAGGCUAUCGGUCGGGUGUCCCGGCUAGGUCAAAACAAGCCCGUUUCGGUGGCGCGGUACAUCGUUCGAGGAACAGUGGAAGUUAGCAUGCAAUCUCAACAGAUCCGGAAGGUAGAUCUUGCAAAAGUUGGGUUCCAGGACGUCAAUCCAGAUGACUCCUGAUACAUAGCAAACGCAUGUGCUUUGGAGUCCAUACACGUAAUUUCGACUUGCAGCUCCACCAUGGGUUCCGGACGUGGUCGCUAUUGUGUACCUACAAAUAAGGUGUGCUUGGAAAGUGGAAGGCUUAUGGGGAUAAACCCCUAGGAAAAGGGGCUCUUCAGAAACAUACUACAGGAGGUCAUAUAUGAUAUUGUAGAGUGAAUUAUUUUAUCAACGAUAUAAUUGAGGGUAUUUUGAUUAUCCUGAAGCAGAUUUUGGGUGAUUUUACUCUGUGGGGUGUAUGGCCCCCUUCUGCAAUGUCGCCCAAAUCAAGUAUGUAAAUGAGUCGGUCAACAAAUUAGUAACCUAG
Daldinia loculata is the source of this 3314-nucleotide messenger RNA. RefSeq names its product SNF2 family N-terminal domain-containing protein. Gene Ontology annotation, molecular function: ATP-dependent chromatin remodeler activity; ATP binding. Lineage: Eukaryota; Fungi; Ascomycota; Sordariomycetes; Xylariales; Hypoxylaceae. The record is from RefSeq and is a predicted model, not a curated record. The transcript is spliced from 9 exons. Bases 575 to 2965 code for a protein of 796 amino acids.